AUGAAUGUAGAUUUUAGGAUUCGUAUACUUUUCAGGUGUGUAAAUGAAACCCAGCGCAUCUGUUUUUUCAUUUUCAGCGGACAAAUAUUGAUGAAUGUGUUCGUCAUUUCCGUGCUUAUGAUACAAAUGGUGGCAUCACUUUUGCCUACGGCAAUAUUCAACAGCGGCUGGCAAUAUACUGGCGGGAAGGCAACAGUUCGCGUCAGGAGACUUCUGGUGGUCGCCAUUACACUUGCUCAAAGACCGGUGAUAAUGCGCAGUUUCUACAUCGUUGAGUUGUCAUACCAGUCUUUCGUUUCGAUAGUGAAGUUAUCAUACUCCGUUUUUUCAAUUUUGUAUUGAGAAGAAGAGAAAGCAAAAUUAUGUAUUUAGUUAUAUAAUGUAUAAUACACGGACGAGUUAAAAAGAAGGACUCCGUGUCACCUACAUGAAAAUGAAGCAUCAAAACAAGCCAGUUAACGUGUAAAUACAUAAUAUGUCCCACGCACAUACUUACACUUAUAUAAAAGCCGAUCAGCCGCCAUUAUGAGUACUGCCAUUGUCUGUGACGGAUCAGUUUACGUCGCAUUUGAAAUAUUUAGAAAAUGGUGCUGCCUGGGCGGUAUAUUCCAACAGAAUCGAGCGCACGCAUUUUGCACUCGUUGGAUGGAACAUUUUGUUUUGUACAGUAAUCUUGGCCCAUACACCACGUCACAGUAAUUGAUCUUUGAUAGUACAAGUGCUUCACAUAAUCUAACUCGAAGUUCUGUACUUAAAUAUUUUCGAAUCUUUGUAACACAAAACCUCCGCUACGCUUCAAAGUUACAUCCCGUGUGACCGGAAAAUAAACAGGGACUUCACCCGAAAAAUUGGGUAAUCCAUUUAGUAGCCGGCCCUUAUUUGAGCGCUUUAUAAGGCGCGGUUCCGGCCACAACGAAUAUCGUUCUCAUCUUUGAUCUGGUGCACCCCAAUAUCAGUUCUAACUUUUUAAUCGCGUGCAACACAGAGCUGCUCGAAUUGUCGGGCAUCCAGUACUCUGUCCAAAUUUUCAUCACUUGGCGUUUUGCAAAGGCGUGGCGUCUUAGAAGACACAAAAUGACCGACAGGUAGGUAGACCGCAUUUAUCACGGAAAUAACAGUAUGGAUUGUAAUUUUGUCUGUCUACGGAGAUGAAGCUGUACCGAGAACUUAAGGUUAAGACCCUUUACACUUUAUGUAAGUGUUACUUUUUGACGUGUAUUUACUUAGCAACCACAUCUAUAUAAAACACAUUGUUGUUUGUUCUCUAAAAAUCUACUUAUUUAAAACGACAUCAGUGGCAAACAAACGAAUAUGAAUUCUUAUAUAAGAAAUGUUAGUACGUCAUGUUUAUAUCAGUUAAAAUAAAGAUACUGCAAACAAGACAUGGGCACAGGGAUCAAACCCGCAAUCCUUAGUUUCAAAGUGUAAUUGUUUUUUUUAUGUUAUUUACUCAUAC
Molecule: messenger RNA, 1456 nt
Organism: Leptidea sinapis
Lineage: Eukaryota; Metazoa; Arthropoda; Insecta; Lepidoptera; Pieridae
Exons: 5
Coding region: 1-342 (113 amino acids)
Biological process (GO): sensory perception of smell
Cellular component (GO): membrane
Molecular function (GO): odorant binding; olfactory receptor activity
Source: RefSeq, a predicted model, not a curated record